GACUGCUCGACGGCGUUGGCUGGCGGACACUGUCCACCGACACUCGCUGAAGAGACUCAUUCGCUACCUGCAAGCCUGCUGAAGACGGACGCCAGUCUCUCGGUCCAGCGAGGUCGCCGUCAAAAUGCUGUCGUGGACCGCAUUGGCUUUCACGUUGCUCGCAGCCACAGAAGCAGUCGCAGUGCCAGAAGCUCAACUGGAGCGCGAUACUCUUUGGGCUCGCCAGUAUGGCGCGAAGUGCCCAGAUGCGGACUACGAAACACAGUGCGGAAUGGGCUACGACUACACUGGCUUCACAAAAGACCAACAGGAACGAGCUGAUGGAAUCGUGGAGAUGUUCCGCCAUGCCUGGAAUGGCUACUACACGUAUGCUUUCCCGAACGACGAUCUUUUGCCAAAGAACAACUCCUUCCGCAACUCACGGAAUGGAUGGGGCUUGACUGCCAUUGACGGCCUCGACACUGCGAUCAUCAUGGAGCAGCAGGACAUUGUAGACAUCGUGCUCGACUUUGUCCCCACAGUCGACUUCACCAAGAACAACGCCAAAGGUCCGCAAGAUGCUCAGACGACAAGUCUGUUCGAGACCAACAUUCGCUACCUUGGUGGCCUGUUGUCAGCAUAUGACUUGCUCAAAGGCCCCUUCAAGCACAUGGCAUCGGAUGACGCGAAAGUGGAUGCCUUGCUCGACCAGGCCAAGUCGCUCGCUGAUACAUUGAAAUUUUGCUUCGACACUUCUUCUGGUAUACCUGUCAACCUCGUAUACAUUGACAACAAGACCUUCACCGAUAACUCACUCAUGCAAGAUGGUAGCUUGAGUGCUGGCCUUGCCGAAGUCGGGACGUUGGUCCUCGAGUGGCAGCACCUAUCUGACUUGACUGGCGACCCUUCGUAUGGCGAGCUUGCGCAGCGUACGGAAUCAUAUUGGUUCAAAGCACCCGAAAUCUGGCCUGGACUCACAGGAGGUAACUUCAGUAUCGAUACUGGCGAGGUACUUGAUGUUUACGGUGGCUGGACAUCCGGCAACGAUAGUGCCUACGAGUACCUCAUCAAGAUGUACGUCUAUGACCCGGAACGCUACUCCAAUUACAGUGAUCGUUGGAUCGCUGCUGCCGACUCCACAAUCGAACAUCUUCUGAGCCAUCCGGACUCCAGACCAGACCUUACCAUGGCUGGCGCCUUCAGUGGAAAUGUCGUGCAGAACUAUUCGGAAGGUCUGGCGUGUUUCAUUGGCGGCAGCUUCAUCCUCGGAAGCACCGUGUUGAAGAACAAGCGCUACUUAGAACCUGGACUUCAAUUCGCAGAGUUCUGCGCAAACGGCUAUCGCUAUGCCGCAAGCGGUAUUGGACCUUCAAUCUACAGCUGGAAUGAAACGAUACUAAGCAACGUAAACUACACCAAUCAGACCGAUCAGUACCAACGAGCUGGCUGGUUCAUCCCAGAGAACCUCGCACUUGGAGGUGGGCAGGCGCCAGAAGCAGUCGAGUCGUGGUACUAUGCCUAUCAAGCCACAAACGAUCAGUACUGGCGAGACGUGGCUUGGGCAUAUUCUCUCGCGCAGAACAAAACGCUGAGGAUUGGAUCGGGCUUUGCCAGUAUCACCAAUGUCUUGCGGGAAGACGGAGGCGAGCAGCGAAACUUCAUGGCGAGUUACAUGCUGGCGGAAGUACUCAAGUACCAGUUCAUGAUCCAGUCGCCGAAGCAAGGCAUUUGGGACGUCAUAUCAGGUGAUGAAAAGGUGAACCACUUCGUGUACAAUACCGAAGCGCACCCUUUUCGGGUCGCGGCGAGGAUUCCUGUCUGACUGGAGCAUGUGUAUCUGCUUCUCGUGGCGUCCGAUUCUGCCAUGCAAGAGAUGGACUUUGAUGAUUCGCAGAGUAACGC
Cercospora beticola is the source of this 1881-nucleotide messenger RNA. RefSeq names its product glycoside hydrolase family 47 protein. NCBI's taxonomy places the organism in Eukaryota, Fungi, Ascomycota, Dothideomycetes, Mycosphaerellales, Mycosphaerellaceae. The record is from RefSeq and is a predicted model, not a curated record. Gene Ontology annotation, molecular function: calcium ion binding; mannosyl-oligosaccharide 1,2-alpha-mannosidase activity. Gene Ontology annotation, biological process: carbohydrate metabolic process; mannose trimming involved in glycoprotein ERAD pathway. Gene Ontology annotation, cellular component: membrane; endoplasmic reticulum.